Messenger RNA from Epithele typhae, 624 nucleotides. RefSeq lists its product as uncharacterized. The record is from RefSeq and is a predicted model, not a curated record. Lineage: Eukaryota; Fungi; Basidiomycota; Agaricomycetes; Polyporales; Epitheliaceae. The transcript has 2 exons. The annotation marks the transcript as partial.
UGGGCUCCCCAGGCCUACAUGUACGCUGUCGCGCGCAUCGACCCCGUCUCCAUGGUCCAACAUCUCAACGACCCGUUCGCCCUGGAAGCGGCGAAGCAGAUGGCGCUCCGCACAAAGACAUACCUCAUCUACAUCAACCAGUGUCUCGCUUUGCCACUGGGCAUCGAGCGAUGGUUCCUCUUCAAGGUGACCGGGAUUGCAACCUCGCCUCCCCCUCCAUGCGAAGCAGAAUGCCGCGGCCCGGAGACGUCUGUCCCUUUAUUUCCGAACGACGCGCAUCCGACCGGGCGCGAGCCCCUCAAGACCGAUCCCAGCCCGUUCCCGUUCCACGACUGCUUCCAUUGGCCUCUCAAGGCCAUGCCGAUCCGCGUCCUGCCCCGGCCCGAUGGCUGGAACCGCAGCAGGGCCAUCAGGCUUACUGGAGCAUCUCAAGUCCUGAUGAGCUUCUAUUGGCAAGAGGACGGGCUGCGGUGCAGGAAGCUUCUUCGCGCUCGCAGAAGGAAGGAGAAGGAGGCACUCUCGGCAGGCGCCCUCCGCGAGCGAGUUGAAGACUCAGCGCCCGACGCUCCCUCUCUGCGCGGCGACAUUCUUGAGGGUACGUUCACGAAUAAGUUCCGGUUUUAA